UAUCAUGUCACACUCGGACCACCGAGUGAAGAUAGCAAACAAGAAACUUCGCCAUUUUAUUUUUACUGCGAUACAACCACCAUGUUCACCGAGGAAAAGAUAGACGAAAAACUCAGCCGACUGCCGUUCGUUAAUUAUAUCAAACAAAGAUUUAACCUGGGUGAAUACAACCCCGAAGACAAACGUCGUGCAAUAGUCCAGAAAUCUGGACAUUACAGAGUCAAAUACACUGGACUGAGAGAGUACCGCGCGAAAUUUAUCCAAGACCUCUACAUAACUCUUAUAGACCUAAAAUGGCGAUAUGCUCUUGCGGUACUGUUCAAUGUCCACCUUUUAUGCUACGUAUUUUUCGCCAUCAUGUGGUACUGGAUGAUGUUCAACCACGGAGACCUCGACCACAUCAACGACACGAAGUGGGAAUCAUGUAUAGCCGGCGUCAACAGUUUUGCCGAUGCCGUGUUGUUUUCCAUAGAAACUCAGACGACGAUCGGGUACGGAUUCGCCUAUCCCAACACUGACUGCGGCGGAGCCCUUCCUUUGCUUUUUGUACAGAUCACAGUUGGCAUAUUUCUGGAGAAUGUUUUGCUUGGCUUUAUUUUUGUCAAGUUUGCUCAGCCAAAACGUCGGAGGAAGACUAUUAUGUUCAGCAAAGUGGCCUGUGUCGCGCAGGAGGAGGGCGAUCUCUGUUUACAGAUUCGAGUAGGCGAUAUGCGACAAAGCCAUCUUAUCGAUGCUAAAGUUCAUGGAGUUCUCAUCAAAAGACACGUGACGCGGGAAGGUGUGGCAUAUCCCCUGUAUCAGCAUGACGUCCAUUUCCAGGCCAACAAAAUGGGGGACACCAUAAUGCUUAUGUGGCCUCUUAUUCUCAAUCACAGAAUAACUAAAGAGAGCCCUUUCUGGGAUAUAAAACCCUCCGACUUUUCAUCAGAAGAAUAUGAACUCGUGGUCUGUAUAGAAGGAACGCUAGAAACAACGGGUGAGUUCUGCCAGGCUAGAACGUCAUACCUACCUUCGGAAAUUCUCUGGGGUCAUCGAUUUGAUCGCAUUGAGGAAUUUGACUCGGGAAAUGGAAGGUGGGAAAUCGACUUUUCUGGAUUUAACGAUGUUGUAUACAUUACUAACAUCAGGCACAGCGCCAAGGAACUAAACCCAUACAGAGAAUACAGAAUAUCCAAAGAAGAAAGCGAGAAAACCAAGGAAAAGAGCAUGUCCAUAAGUCUCCACUCCGUGGCCUACGACGUACCAUCGGAGUACCCCGACGCCUCCAAUUCCACUGAAUAUCAAAAGACCGGGAGCCCGAAGCUUCUGACACGAGGGCUUAGCCAAAUGGACGAGUUGGAACGAAGCAGGCUUUCUUUAGAAAUGGAGGCGGAGAAUCGGGAAAAAGAAAUAUCCGAGGGGCACAGCACAGGGACAAUGGAGAUGCAAAAACUGGAGGACAAAGAGGAGGAACGCAUAGACCAUGAUCAGAAAUUGGAGGGUAUUGACAAAGAAGAUGAACCAAUAGACCAUGAUUUAGGUGACGGGGAACCACCAGUGGACAUUCAGCCCGAGUCCGACAUUUCUGAUGACGACACGAUAGGACAAGAGGGCGGAGAAGAGGAGGAUCACUUCCAAGACGUGGCCUCAUCAUGAUUCCAGAAGACCCCCCCCCCCCCGUUUGAAAGUCUUACUCCACUUUCCUCGCCACCUCUGACAGGAACUUGCCUAAUGGGACGUCGAGUAUAUGAGAUUAAUUGAAACAAAAAAUAUACAAUGAUGAUUUGCAUGUUGAUAUAUAAGUACCGGCAUAUCAAAAUAAGUGUCGGACAUAUUCUUCAUCCAUCAUGUAUACUACAAAUAUUACCGUGUCUUAUAAUUAAUGUACAUGUAAUUGAAAAUAAAGAAAACUAUUCAAA
Messenger RNA from Ostrea edulis (European flat oyster), 1898 nucleotides. Its product is annotated as G protein-activated inward rectifier potassium channel 3-like. Lineage: Eukaryota; Metazoa; Mollusca; Bivalvia; Ostreida; Ostreidae. Bases 82 to 1635 code for a protein of 517 amino acids. The transcript has 2 exons. The record is from RefSeq and is a predicted model, not a curated record. Gene Ontology annotation, cellular component: plasma membrane. Gene Ontology annotation, molecular function: inward rectifier potassium channel activity. Gene Ontology annotation, biological process: potassium ion import across plasma membrane; regulation of monoatomic ion transmembrane transport.